AUGGUCGCGAAGGAUUUAGAACACUCUUUCGGCAGUACCAGCCAAUCCAGCAGCGAUGAUGCGGAGGAGUUGCGCCAACCCGGUCUCCAAGGCGACUACGAUCGUGUGGUUCGUCGUGGUAGCGCGACUAAAGUGGACAUGCCAGAGAAUCCCCGUGAAUAUACGGUAUCUUCUACACCUAGCAUAGGUCGUCUGCUGUUCAGUACCGAUAAUCGUGUACUUAUGCACAAGAUAUCACCCUCCAACUUAUUCUGGUUACGUUUUUACAAGGUUGUGUUGAACUCUGGAGUAUUGCUUCUGGUUGUGGCGUACACUUUUUACAUCAUAGGUUUGUUUGAGCCUAUCCUUUACUUGGAUGCUGGUGAGUUCACUGACCCAGAUUUGUUUCAGCCUUUUUAUGAGACAUUACCACAUUCAUUGUUGACUUUGUACCGUCAGCAAUCUUAUUUUACGGUUGCGGUGGCUGGUCUGUUUUCAAUAACACUUCCAUUUGUGAAGAUGAUUGUAACUGUGAUUGCUUACGCCACUGCGGUUGCGCACCGUCGUAUACAGCUACUUUUAUUUUUUGGAGAGCAGCCUAUUGAGAGAUCGGGUGCGCUUAAGGAGGAUGACGGUUACAUCAAAUAUGCUCGGGAGAUGCUUAUAUUUUUGAAGCUUGUGUCUAAGUUCCAGAUGGUUGAUGUUGUUGUUUUGUUGCUGAAUGCAGUUUUUUUGCGUUGUGCGGUUUUAUGGGCGCGUCCGGGGAAGGGUUUGUUGUAUUUGAUAAUUUACUGUCUAUUUUCGAUUGCGGGGGCGCAAAUGAUUAACUUUGCGGUUGAGGGUGAGAAGGAGAUUUUCGAGACUUGGUAUGCGAUUAAGUAUGCUAUUUUGCCUGAGGAGAUUUCUGCCGAUUCCUCCAUUGCUACUCAACACCCUGACGGCGGCAGUGAUAAGGGUGGAGGUGUAACAGUUAACAAGCGUUGGUUUGUGUCUGAAGAUUUCAUUUGUUUGAUGGCAUGUUUAAACAUUUUAUCAUGUAUUUCGCUGAUGACCAACGAGAAAUUGAUGACCGUGUCGUUUACGAUGGACCUUAGAAAGAUUCUCGCCAUAGACGUGACCACCAUGUCAUACAAAGAGGUAUUGUCCAGCUUGCACGGAAUGGACUAUGGCGCGUUAUCUAUCUUCGUUUUAUUGUUCUUGUGUAUAUUGUUUCCUAUGAUUUUUUCUGUAUUGUUUUUAGCAUGUAUUUUCGGUUACAAUUACUGCAAGCAUAACAAAAACGGUUCUUUUAAAUCUGUUGAGAUAGCGGAAUCCGACGAUGAGGAGCCAUGUCUGGAGUAUGACUGGGAUGUUCGUUGGACUCGUUUUGUUUUUAACUUGUGUAACAUUGUAUCUGAGUGGUCUUGUGGUGAAGUGGUAUCUUUGGGUACUAUGGCGGCUGUCACUAGUAUGACCACCGCUGAUAGAGUUAAGGUUACGAUACCUCCAAUGAACACUUGUUCUGCUUUCUUUAUGAUGGCGACUUACGGUAUAUCUUCUUUUGUAUUGACCGCUGUUUUUUAUAUUUGGAAUCAGAAUGUGAAGUUUGAGUUCAACCACAUCCGGAUUUAUGUUAAGUAUUUGGAGAGUCCAAAUCGCAAUCACAUUGCGCGUAUACUUUCUAACAACAACUUCAAUGAGUACAUUCCUAUGGCUCCUUGUGGUUCUUUGGAUCUGGGUCGUCCUUAUGCGGUUGAUAAUGGAGUCCAGCGUCGGCACCUUUUGUUACCUUAUGUUGAAUUUGUGCGUCGUAUUCUAUACUCUAAAUGGUUAUCAAGUCUGUUCUUCGGGUCUCUCACAGCGGUGACUAUAUUGCUUGCCAUGUCGGCUUAUACGUUGUCUCAUCCAUCUCCUCAUUUACAUGUUAAAGAGAUGGAUCGUUUUUUACAUAAAGAGCUUUACGAGAUUUUUAAUUUGGCCAUGAAGCAGGUUCCUGAUAGUAUUGGUGACUGUGGUUACUUAGCUCAUCCUCCUGUUGUACCUUGUUCGGGUAAUGCCGCUCUUUUUUCUACACAGAACAAGGUUCAUUUCAGUUUGGUAUGGCUCAGUGGUCUAAAGUCGAUAUCCCUUGAGGAUGCUACGUACUCGUUGUCGAUUGAUCAUCGUAUGACUUUCAAGCUGCGAUUUCAUAUUAAAAAGCUUCGGGCCUAUGCACGUCUUGCUUCUGUGGAAGAUGACAAUUUGAAGAACAUGUUAGCUGGUGUGAUAGAGACUGAUGGUGACGGUUUCACUACUACUGUGCAGUUAUCUACCAAGUGCGUGAACCGUCGUCCACAGGUUCGUGAAUUACGUGUUGACCGUAUUACAUUGGAUGGUUUCCGUGCCUUAGGGAAGUUAUAUACAGUGUUAAGUUCGUUUGCUAAUGUGGAAGAGGUGAUUGCUGGUCGUUGCACUAAGGAGCUGAACCGUUUUUUGAGUGAUCCAACUCAAGUGGUCGUUUGGCGUGGAGUUUCUUUUGACCUUGCUGAGUUUGUGAAUUUGUUGAUCUCUCAGAAUUGGCCAACUAACUUUGUUUGUCCAUCUCCUGAGAGAUGA
Molecule: messenger RNA, 2553 nt
Organism: Babesia sp. Xinjiang
Lineage: Eukaryota; Apicomplexa; Aconoidasida; Piroplasmida; Babesiidae
Exons: 1
Coding region: 1-2553 (850 amino acids)
Source: RefSeq, a predicted model, not a curated record